CCCCUCUUUCUCUCUACUCUUCCUUUCUUCCUUUCUUCCUUUAUCAAUCAGUCAUCAUUCAGUUUCCCCAGAUAUAUCUUCGACCGAACUCACCAUGGCACAAUCACCUCUCCCCAAUACGUCAGCAGAAGGGAAAACCGAAAAUAACCAACCCAGGUAUCUCAGCAAACCCAGAAAACGCAAUAAAUAGUGCACCCACCAGCAACUCGCGUGGCGGUUCUAGAAUCCCCAAAACUUGGGGGAGGGCAGGCAGGCCCACGAGUUUGUUGGUCCAAGAUAAACCCGCAACCCAUAACCAUGGGGCGGCGGCCGCGUGUGGUGCCUGCCCUGCCCUGCCACCUGCCAGCAACCACCCAAUACCAGCCAGUAGCACUCGUAGUUACCCUACCGGCCAGCGGUGGAUGGGUGGUUUCCCAGCAUCCAGUACCAGCAAGCAGCGCGCACAUGGCAACAUUUAGCCUAUCGCUCGUGGGCCUAAGGGACUUUCCCACCAAGCUUUCUUUACAUGUUGGGAUGUGGUAAGGUACACUUCAGCCCAGAGCAAAGUACGGUACGGUACGGUGCCUAUUCCUCCGACCUCGCUCGCUCACGUUCAGCGCAUCUAUCUCCAUAGCUCUCUGCUCUCUGCUCUCCAGCGAUCCCAUCGUGGAGAUGUUCGUGCGAGUACCGCACUGUACCUUAUCUUACUCUUACCGUGCCGUCUUAUAUGUAUGUACUGUCAUGUCAUGCACGCAAUAACGUAACCAGUAGUUAGUUAGACCCUUUGCGUGCUCGGUAGGGGUGCAGUCGUUGCUCGUCGAUCUUUAUCCGCUUCGGGUAAUUUACCGGUUGAUCGAUUGCGUGUUGUGCAUUCGUGGGUAGGUGGAAGUGAUGUUGGGGAGC
Aaosphaeria arxii CBS 175.79 is the source of this 882-nucleotide messenger RNA. RefSeq lists its product as uncharacterized. Lineage: Eukaryota; Fungi; Ascomycota; Dothideomycetes; Pleosporales. The record is from RefSeq and is a predicted model, not a curated record. The transcript has a single exon. Bases 298 to 522 code for a protein of 74 amino acids.